Molecule: messenger RNA, 559 nt
Organism: Felis catus (domestic cat)
Lineage: Eukaryota; Metazoa; Chordata; Mammalia; Carnivora; Felidae
Gene: GNG11
Product: G protein subunit gamma 11
Exons: 2
Coding region: 42-263 (73 amino acids)
Biological process (GO): G protein-coupled receptor signaling pathway
Cellular component (GO): heterotrimeric G-protein complex
Molecular function (GO): G-protein beta-subunit binding
Source: RefSeq, a predicted model, not a curated record
CCACUUGCAGAGCAGUCCUCGGGCCCAGCUCUGGGCUGAAAAUGCCGGCCCUUCACAUCGAAGAUUUGCCAGAAAAGGAAAAGCUGAAGAUGGAAGUUGAGCAACUGCGCAAAGAAGUGAAAUUGCAGAGGCAACAGGUGUCUAAAUGUUCCGAAGAAAUAAAGAACUAUAUUGAAGAACGUUCUGGAGAGGAUCCUCUUGUGAAAGGAAUUCCAGAAGACAAGAAUCCUUUUAAAGAGAAAGGCAGCUGUAUUAUUUCAUAAAUAACUGGAGAGAAAUUUCAUCCUGAGUAGAAGAACUAGCUUGUUUUGGUUUUCUGAAAUACAACCAAAAUUCUUUUCAAAGAAAGAAAAACAAAAUUUAAAGACUUUCUUAAACACUUCUAUUGAUAUGAUUAUGUAUAAAAACUGUUUCUCAUCUUUGCUAACUACACACCCUUUUCAAGAGGGCAGAGAGUAUCAAACAUACAAUUAUGGAAAUAAGGACAUUACUUGUGCGUGACUCACCUCUUUUCAGUGUAUUGCUUGAUGCCUUAAAUAAAGUUUUUAUCUCUGGAAAA